AUGUUCCAGAUUGGUGGUAUUUUACAGUCCAUUGAUAAGAGGCUGGUGGACCAAAUUGACAAUCUUGUUGGGGAAGGAGUAAAGACUGUAGGUGAAAUGAAAAGGCAUCUAAAACAGUUUGUCAAAACAGAAAUGUUCCCUGGACAGCCCAUACCACCACUGACAAAUAGGAGGUUUCAUCCAACUGAUGUUGACAUAAGGAACCACAUUUAUAAGACAACAGUGAAACAAAUGAUGUCCAAACUUGAUCAAGAGAACCUGGAAAAGAAAAUAGAAAAGUGGCGUGAGGAAUGCAAUGGUGACUUAUUCUAUUUCAGGCCUUGUGCACUGUCAUCUAAUGCCAAAAAUCAGGAGGAUAAUCUGGAUGAAGAUGUGGAAGAAGACCUUCUGUUUGCCUAUCAAACAGAAUGGCAGAAACGUCUCAUGGUUCAGUAUGGGAACGAAAUAACAUUGCUUGAUGCAACAUAUAAGACAAUGAAAUAUGAGUUGCCACUUUUUUUCCUUGUUGUCAAAACAAAUGUGAAUUAUAUUGUUGUUGGCAGUUUUGUCAUUCAACAUGAAACAACUUCAUCAAUCCGUGAAGCACUAGACYUCUUCCACAGAUGGAAUCCCACUUGGAAGCCAAACUACUUUAUGACAGAUUUCUGUCAUGAGGAAAUUAAUGCUAUUGAAAGCAUUUUCCCAGACACAACAACAUAUAUCUGUGACUUUCAUCGAGAGCAAUGCUGGGAGAGGUGGCUCAGAAAAAGUGAAAAUGGCCUAACAGAGCACAGAAAACUGAUUCUUGCUAUGCUAAGAAAUGUGGCCAAAGCAUCGUCCGAACUGAAACUUAAAGAAGCUUUGUCUUUACUAAAAUCUAGCAGUCUUUGGAUGGAAAAUGUGAAGUUGCAGAACUGGUUUGAGAAAACUUGGCUUGUAGAGAUUAAGGUGCCUCCAUUAUUCCAUCAUAUAUUUUAUUAAUAUAAAUUCUC
Messenger RNA from Exaiptasia diaphana, 971 nucleotides. RefSeq lists its product as uncharacterized. NCBI's taxonomy places the organism in Eukaryota, Metazoa, Cnidaria, Anthozoa, Actiniaria, Aiptasiidae. The coding region runs from base 1 to 960 and encodes 319 amino acids. Gene Ontology annotation, molecular function: DNA-binding transcription factor activity. The record is from RefSeq and is a predicted model, not a curated record. The transcript has 2 exons.